GUGAGUAAGGCUGAAAUGAAAUUUAAAGAGCCUCCUCCCGCUUCGAGGCAACAGAGCCACACUUCGGAGAAGGAUAUGAAAGAUGAGCGAUUAUCGACGAACAACAACGUCAAAGUCUCUCCUAUCCCUACCCCCUCCCUGCAAACUCCUCCCUCUUCUCCCCAACAACCCACUCAGUCGAAGAGGUUGUUGCAGGAGGUACUCUCCCGACCCGGUCCCUACCCCAUGAUAGUUAUCCCCCCCAAAGGGUACUGGGUCGACGGGUUGGAUCACGAAGAACACUUCGACCAUAGGGGGAUGCCAAUCGUUCCCCAUCCGACUUGGAGGGCUAAGUUCGAAACAGACGACACGGCGAAAUGUUACAGGAGGUUUUUCGUUAAGAAGGAACACUCGACCCUCAUCGGCCAAGACGAUCAACUGGGUCCCGUGCUGCUCUCCAUCAAAACGGAGAACGUCGCCAACCAAGAACACACCCGCAUCCUGCUCCGGCUUUGCACAGGCACUAUGCACGAGAUCGUACCCUCCUCGUGCCUGGAUCCCAGUCCCUCGCCCGCCAAGAUGGCGUGCAUCCUCAACGAACAACUCAACGUCAAAAACUUCGUACCUGUCCUUCAUCCCCAAGCCUCCCAGCUCAUCACCGAAUACGACGAACACGUUCUGGUCAAGGAUUUCAAGUUCGGCGUCCUCUAUCAGCGAUUCGGACAGAUGGACGAGGAGGAAUUGUUCUGCAAUAACGUCACCACGCCGGCUUUUGACGAUUUUCUAUCGCUGCUGGGGCAGAGGAUACAGCUCAAGGAUCACAAAGGAUACAGGGGCGGCCUCGAUAUCCAGAACGGCCACACCGGCGACACGGCCGUCUACGAGGUAUUCAAGGAACGCGAAAUAAUGUUCCACGUUUCGACCCUCCUGCCGUACACGGAGAACGACCCACAACAACUGCAGAGGAAGAGGCACAUCGGCAACGACAUUGUGGCGAUUGUUUUCCAAGAGGAAAACACAACGUUCACACCGGACAUGAUUGCAUCGCACUUCUUGCACACCUUCAUCGCGGUGCAAGUCAUCGAUCCAAACACCCCGAACACUAGGUACAAGGUUAGUGUGACAGCACGCGACGACGUUCCCUUCUUCGGACCUACUCUGCCCACUCCCGCCAUUUUCAGACACGGAGCCGAAUUCAAGGAGUUUCUGCUAACGAAGCUCAUCAACGCGGAGAACGCUUGCUACAAAGCUGACAAGUUUGCCAAACUGGGUCUGCGUACUCGUACCUCUCUCUUACAGAACCUCACCGACCAACUCAAGCAGAAGACGACUGAAUUCUUGGGAGGCAACGCCAAUCUGGGUCCGGGUACGCCGAAGAGCGAUUCUGGACCCGGGUCGAGAUUCAUCGAUAGCGUGAAGAAAGUCUGGAGCGCCAGGGUGAAGGCCAGCCAAAGCGUUGAUAACAACUUGAAUGCCAAUGGGCAUGAUAGGCUGUCCAAGAAGGGAAGUCAGCCUACCAUUUCGGAGUCUACUCCUUCGAGUGGAAGAUCCAAGAGUUCGGUGAUAUCCAACAGCAAAAAGAGCGGAAGCCCCAACUCCUCCAUGACCUCCUCUCCCGACCUGACGGCACAUGCAAACGCCAGGCCAGCUCUCUCUGAAGCCAGUGACGAUUCUUCCUUGACUAGCGAAGACCUAGAGCACCUUGGAGGGGGGUACAUUGACAGCGACACAGGGCUGGAGAGUAUGUCUAGCGCAGAGACUGCGGCAAAAGCUUGCAGUGUUUGCCAGGACAGACCGGUAAGCACAGCGGGGCCUAGUGUAGAGACCCUGAUGCAGGAAGUGGUGCAGUUGAAGUGCGACAAGUUGGAUUUGUUGAGGCAGAAUGUGAGUUGUCAACGAGACAUCAAAAGACUAAGAGAAAAGGAAUUGUGUCUCCAAGGCGAUUUAGCAGUUGCGACAAAGGAAAUUUCAAGGUUGCGCGAAUUGUUGAAAGAUUACAGUCCCAAUGGUGACAGAUCUCCAAUGUAAACUAGUUUACAAUAUCUAGCUAAAAGCUUUAUGUUUGUAGUAGUUUUAAAGUUUUAGGCUUUUCAGUUUCCAUUUUAAGAAUUAUUUUUCAGUUCAAUUCUUUCCUGGGUAAUGAUUAAAUUUCGUUUUCAAAACCAUAAUGAAAUAGUUUAGAUCAAUGUGAAAAAUGUCAAAUAGAUGUUUGCACGCUCCACAUUAAUUGUUGAAAGAGUUUCACAUCACAUAAUUCUCAACUCGAAUAUUUCUUUUUGUUUUGUGAUAUUUUUACUUUGU
Molecule: messenger RNA, 2280 nt
Organism: Leptinotarsa decemlineata (Colorado potato beetle)
Lineage: Eukaryota; Metazoa; Arthropoda; Insecta; Coleoptera; Chrysomelidae
Product: Rap GTPase activating protein 1
Biological process (GO): regulation of small GTPase mediated signal transduction
Cellular component (GO): cytoplasm
Molecular function (GO): GTPase activator activity
Source: RefSeq, a predicted model, not a curated record